AUGGAGAUUGUUGCUUCCUACUUAGUCUCAUUUUUGUUUGCAAUAAUUUUAGUAAUAUAUGCAUGGAGGUUGUUGGAUUGGGUAUGGUUUAGGCCAAGGAAACUAGAUAAGUGCCUAAGAAAACAAGGUCUCAAAGGGAAUUCUUACAAAUUAAUCUUUGGAGACCUCAAAGAGUUGUCCAAAAGCUUUGAAGUUGCCAAAUCCAAACCAUUCAAUGUCUCUGAUGACGAUAUAUCUCCCAGAAUUCUUCCUUAUUUUGUUGAAUCAAUCAAGAAACAUGGUAGAGGAGGAAGGAGAGGUUUUGAGGUUGGAAUUACCAUAUUUCUUAGCCAAAAGUUGGGUCCAAAGAAAGAAAGAGGAGGUGUGGAAUCUCCAAGCAAGGCUGCAAAGAAGGGAAUCAUUUUUUAUAUUGGCUGUUCUAUCAAGGAGCUUGUGAAGUUUGCUAGGGAAAAGGAUAAAUUGAAUGACAUAGUUGGGAAUACUGCUCAGGUUAGCUUUAGCCAGGGUGAAUCUCCCAGCCAUAUUGAGGAAUCUAGUUUUCCAACCAGCAAGUUUGGAAUGCAAGUUAUCAAGGAGAAAAUGAAAGUCAACAAGUUUUGGAGGCCCUUGAAACAUGGGGAAGCCCAAGUACUUCCCAAAAGAAGCACUAGCCUUGAUACCAAAAAUAGAAGACAAAGUAGAUUGGGUAGCUGGACAGCAAUGAGCAGAAAAGAUAACCUUAGACUUACUGAGGUUGACCUUUUGGCCAGAGUGAGAACUAAAGCUAUCAAAGACCCUGGUGAUGACACUAUUUUCAUUGAGGGAUUGGAUACCAUUUUUCCUCUUCUUGUUAAUGGUAGUGGUAUGAAAGAAUUUGGUGUUCUGAUCCCCCUCUAUAAGUCAGUUAAUUCUAGAUUUAAGCAUCCAGAAAUCAGAUUCAUCCUUGAGAAGGGACUUGUAGUCCUGAAGAAACUGUUGCUUAAGGGUUCUAGCCUUCUCUUUAAAGUCCAAGGUGACAUCAGUGAGGUCAGAACCAACAGGGAAGCAUUGGCUUACUAA
This is a messenger RNA of Capsicum annuum, 1038 nucleotides long. RefSeq lists its product as uncharacterized. NCBI's taxonomy places the organism in Eukaryota, Viridiplantae, Streptophyta, Magnoliopsida, Solanales, Solanaceae. The transcript is spliced from 5 exons. Bases 1 to 1038 code for a protein of 345 amino acids. The record is from RefSeq and is a predicted model, not a curated record.